Molecule: messenger RNA, 2111 nt
Organism: Myxocyprinus asiaticus (Chinese sucker)
Lineage: Eukaryota; Metazoa; Chordata; Actinopteri; Cypriniformes; Catostomidae
Gene: pkmb
Product: pyruvate kinase M1/2b
Exons: 11
Coding region: 182-1765 (527 amino acids)
Biological process (GO): glycolytic process
Cellular component (GO): cytoplasm
Molecular function (GO): magnesium ion binding; pyruvate kinase activity; potassium ion binding
Source: RefSeq, a predicted model, not a curated record
UAUAGGCUAUACAAGAGAAGCACGUCAGAUUAUUACAGACACUGACUCGGAUGGACACGCUGUGGAAAGUAGUCCCGGUUAGUUCAGACUGGAUAAAUUGUGACAGUGGCGGUGGAAGAACUCAGAAGUUGCUGCAAGCGUUCAUUUCGUGAGGAUAUUUCUAGCACACACAGCUCCAGCCAUGUCUCAGACGAAGACUAAGGAUAUCCAGGCGCAGCAGAUGCAUGCUGCAAUGGCAGACACCUUCCUGGAGCACCUGUGUCUGCUGGACAUUGACUCUGAGCCCACAGUGACCCGCAACACAGGCAUUGUCUGCACUAUCGGACCUGCUUCCUGCUCUGUGGAGACAUUGAAGGAGAUGAUCAAGUCCGGCAUGAACAUUGCACGUUUAAACUUCUCCCAUGGGUCUCACGAGUACCAUGCUGCAACCAUCAAGAAUGUCCGUGAAGCCACUGAGAGUUUUGGAGCUGGUAGCAUUGAGUACCGACCUGUGGCCAUUGCCCUGGAUACCAAAGGACCAGAGAUCAGGACUGGACUUAUUAAGGGCAGUGGCACUGAGGAGGUUAAGCUUGUCAAAGGUGAGAUGAUCAAACUAACUCUGGAUGACAAGUUCAAGGACAAUUGCGACGAGAAGACCCUGUGGCUGGACUACAAGAACAUCAUCAAGGUGGUGGAGCAGGGCAGCCAUGUUUUCAUUGACGAUGGUCUUAUUUCACUUAAGGUUAAGGAAAUUGGUUCUGAUUUCUUAAACUGCGAGGUUGAGAACGGAGGCAUGUUGGGCAGCAAGAAAGGCGUGAACCUGCCCGGUGCUCACGUCGACCUGCCCGCUGUAUCUGAGAAGGACAUUCAGGACCUUCAAUUUGGUGUGGGGCAGGGCGUGGACAUGGUGUUUGCCUCUUUCAUCCGCAAGGCUGCCGAUGUGCAGGCUGUGAGGAAGGUGCUCGGAGACAAAGGCAAGGACAUCAAAAUCAUCAGCAAACUGGAGAACCACGAGGGUGUGCGCAAGUUUGAUGAGAUCCUAGAGGCUAGUGAUGGUAUCAUGGUCGCCCGUGGAGAUCUGGGUAUUGAGAUUCCCACUGAGAAGGUUUUCUUGGCUCAGAAGAUGAUGAUUGGUCGUUGCAACAGGAUUGGCAAACCAAUCAUCUGCGCCACACAGAUGCUGGAGAGCAUGGUAAAGAAGCCCCGCCCCACCCGUGCUGAGAGCAGUGAUGUGGCCAAUGCUGUUCUUGAUGGAGCUGACUGUAUCAUGCUGAGUGGAGAGACCGCCAAGGGAGACUAUCCACUGGAGUCUGUGCGCAUGCAGCACCAGAUCGCCCGUGAAGCCGAGGCUGCUAUGUUCCACAGGCAAGUUUUCGAGGAUCUUCGCCGUACCUCUCAUCUGACCCGUGACCCCACUGAGUCUGUGGCCAUUGGUGCAGUGGAGGCCUCCUUCAAGUGCUUCGCCAGCGCCAUCAUUGUGCUUACCAAGACUGGCAGGUCCGCUCAGUUGCUGUCCAGGUACAGGCCACGUGCUCCUGUCAUUGCUGUGACCCGUAACGGCCAGACAGCCCGCCAGCUGCACCUGUAUCGGGGCAUCAUCCCCGUCUUUUACAACAAGCCCGCCAAUGAUGUAUGGGCUGAGGAUGUGGAUCUACGUGUCAGCUUCACCCUUGAGAUGGGCAAGGCCCGCAAGUACUUCAAGUCUGGCGAUGUUCUGAUCGUUGUCACAGGUUGGCGCCCAGGAUCUGGCUACACCAACACCAUGCGUAUUGUUGUGGUGCCUUAAGCACAACCCCAUGGACUGAAUUUCUAUCCCCAGCCCCCAUUUAUUACAACAUACAAAUCCUUUUGUUAGCGUUUCUUCCUCCAAUCAAGAUAUUUAAGUCACAAAAAUAGCCUUGUGGACAUUUUAAUUUUCCAUCAAACUCAUGUAGCGUCACACUGUGUCCUGCAGUCACAGAGCUCCUUUAACCAUUUCCAUCCCACUGGAGAAUUCAUUAUCACUGUACUGUAAGUACCUUACAGUCAUACAUUUUGUUACCUGAAGAAUAAUGGAAUUCCAUCGUUUUUUCCUGUAUGUUUGUUUUAUUUGUUUCUUUUUUGAAAACGAUUAAACAGAUAGUUUGAGAGUA